CGCGGUCCUCUUCUCGUGAUCCGCCAUUAGCAGGAGGCUUGUGGUGGAUUUGAUUCCAAAAUGCAGAUUUUUGUGAAAACCCUCACAGGGAAGACCAUCACUCUUGAGGUCGAACCCUCAGAUACCAUUGAAAAUGUCAAGGCUAAAAUCCAGGACAAAGAAGGUAUCCCCCCUGAUCAGCAGAGGUUGAUCUUUGCUGGGAAGCAGCUGGAAGAUGGACGCACUCUGUCUGACUACAACAUUCAGAAGGAGUCCACUCUGCACUUGGUGCUGAGGCUGCGCGGUGGUGCUAAGAAGAGGAAGAAGAAGUCGUACACCACGCCCAAGAAGAACAAGCACAAGAGAAAGAAGGUCAAGCUUGCGGUGCUGAAGUACUACAAGGUUGAUGAAAAUGGCAAGAUCAGCCGUCUGCGCCGCGAGUGCCCUGCAGAUGAGUGUGGUGCCGGCGUGUUCAUGGCCAGCCACUUUGACAGGCACUACUGCGGCAAGUGCUGUCUCACCUACUGCUUCAACAAGCCGGAGGAUAAGUGAGGAUAUGGACCGUAGCCAAUAAAAUGUUUAACAGUC
Scleropages formosus (Asian bonytongue) is the source of this 567-nucleotide messenger RNA. RefSeq names its product ribosomal protein S27a (gene rps27a). Bases 61 to 531 code for a protein of 156 amino acids. Gene Ontology annotation, biological process: translation. Gene Ontology annotation, molecular function: protein binding; structural constituent of ribosome. The transcript is spliced from 6 exons. Gene Ontology annotation, cellular component: ribosome. NCBI's taxonomy places the organism in Eukaryota, Metazoa, Chordata, Actinopteri, Osteoglossiformes, Osteoglossidae. The record is from RefSeq and is a predicted model, not a curated record.